GAGUUCCCGGCGGCUUGCACACAGACAUACACACGGCGCUCCACACAAACACACACAUACACACGGAGCUCCGCACACACAAUACUGACAGCUGCGACUGACUCACAACCAAGGGGAAAGAUGGAGCACAGAGACAGCGAUUUCAACAUACUGCUAGCGACCGACUCCUACAAGGUCACACAUUACAAGCAGUACCCGCCCAACACCAGCAAAGUGUACUCCUACUUUGAGUGCCGGGAGACCAGAACGGAGCCCACAAAGAACCGGAAGGUCAAGUAUGACAAGACGGUGUUCUACGGCCUCCAGUACAUCCUCCACAAGUACCUCAAAGGGAAGGUGGUGACCCCUGAGAAGAUCCAGGAGGCCAAAGAGGUCUACAGGGAACACUUCCAGGAUGAUGUCUUCAACGAGAAAGGCUGGAACUACAUCCUGGAGAAAUACGAUGGCCACCUGCCCAUCGAGAUCAAGGCGGUACCAGAGGGCAGUGUGAUCCCGCGGGGGAACGUCCUGUUCACCGUGGAGAGCACCGACCCCGAGUGCUACUGGCUCACCAACUGGGUGGAGACGAUCCUGGUCCAGAUCUGGUACCCCAUCACCGUGGCGACCAACUCCAGGGAGCAGAAGAAGAUCCUGGCCAAGUUCCUCCUGGAGACCUCUGGCAACCUGACGGGCCUGGAGCUGAAGCUGCACGACUUUGGGUACCGGGGCGUCUCCUCCCAGGAGACGGCAGGGAUCGGAGCCUCCGCCCACCUGGUCAACUUCAAGGGCACCGACACCGUGGCCGGCAUCGGGGUCAUCAAGAAGUACUACGGGACCAAGGACCCCGUGCCCGGCUUCUCCGUGCCCGCCGCGGAGCACAGCACCAUCACAGCAUGGGGCAAGGACCACGAGAAGGACGCCUUCGAGCACAUCAUCAAGCAGUUCCCCAAUGUUCCCGUGUCCAUCGUGAGCGACAGCUACGACAUCUACAACGCCUGCGAGAAGAUCUGGGGCGAGGACCUGAGGAGCCUGAUCGUGUCCCGCAGCGCCGACGCUCCCCUGGUGGUCCGGCCCGACUCAGGAGACCCCCUGGACACCGUCCUGAAGGUCCUGGAGAUCCUUGGUAAGAAGUUUCCCCCUACGGAGAACUCCCUGGGCUACAGGGUCCUGCCCCCCUACAUCAGAGUGAUCCAGGGGGACGGAGUGGACAUCAACACCCUGCAAGAGAUCGUGGAGGGUCUGAAGGAGCAGAAGUGGUCCAUCGAGAACAUCUCCUUCGGCUCCGGGGGCGCCCUGCUGCAGAAGCUGACCCGGGACCUGCUCAACUGCUCCUUCAAGUGCAGCUACGUGGUGACCAACGGACUGGGGGUGAACGUGUUCAAGGACCCGGUGGCCGACCCCAACAAGAGGUCAAAGAAGGGCCGUCUGUCCCUGCACCGCACCCAGAGCGGGCACUUCGUCACCCUGGAGGAGGGCAAGGGGGACCUGGAGGAGUAUGGAGUGGACCUCCUGCACACGGUGUUCCAGAACGGCAAGAUCGUGAAGACGUACACGUUCGACGACGUCAGAGACAAUGCCAAGCUCAAAGACACAGAGAAGGAGGAGCUUCUCAAAUAAGCCCCCCCCCCCCCCCCCUUACAUAACCACCCCCCGCCAAACCCCACCCCACGCAGAACACCCCACCCCCUCUCCCCCCCAUUCCUCACCUCCUUGGCCUCCACUGUCACCCAGCGUGCGGAGGUAGGGUGCACUGAUGUUGAUGGCCCUGUGACCCCCCCCCCCCCCACCACGACCCCCUGACCCCCCAGGUGAGACAUGUAGAGGAGAGAGAGAGAGAGAGAGAGUGAGAAUUCAGAUGUCGACCACGUCGGUCGACCACACCUCUUUUCCCCACUAGCAGCUUCACCACCCCCCCCCCCCCCCCCCCCCCCCCCCCCCCCCCUCGCCGAACCGAUUGGCCCUCGUCUUCUUCGGCAUAAAAAAAAAAAAAAAAAAGUCACAGCUUCCUUCCAGCGAUCUGUGUAAACUCCUGUCUCAUGUUUGUCUUUUUGUUGUUCAUUUGGUUGCUUGGUCACUGACGACCGGGCUUUAGAGAGAGGGAGAGAGCGAGGGGGAGAGUGAGAGAGAGGGGGAGAGAGAGUGGGAGGUAGAGAGAGAGAGUGGGAGGUAGAGAGAGAGAGUGGGAGGUAGAGAGGGAGAGAGGGAGAGAGAGUUGGAGGGAGGGAGAGAGAGAGACGACAGAAGAUGUGAGCUGGAGAGAAAGUGAAAGUGAUGCUAAUCCACAUCCAACCAUAUCAAUGACAUGUCCUUACCCCCCUCCCUCCCCCCCAUAUAUGGUGUACAGAGCUGUGGAAAACCUAUAUAUGUUUAAAUACUGUUUAAAGUCAACUUUGUCUUUUCAUGUGAAGGAGGGAAAUAAUGCGUCUGUUUUUUGAUUGGUUGCACUGAUUAGGUGUGUCAGCUCUUAAGUCCUGCACUACUGGGGUUUUGGGGUCUGGCCCCCGUUUAAAGAAGAUUAGUCAAUGUGAUGAUGUGUUUGUAUGCAUUUUAUUUGCAUUUUUUGUAAUAUUUUAACUUUGUACUACACACUGAUUUCUUUCCCACUGAUCUGUUUUCCCAUUCGAUCCUUGCAGCUUAAAUUGUGUCUCACCAAAAGAAGUGCUUCUUUCAUUAUUAUAUAGGUCUAAUUAAUAUACUCUGCGGAGUCUGCAUGAGCGAAAUACACUUAUUAAUCGUAACUAGCAACCAACGAAAUGUGAUUGGUGUUUCCCACGAGUGUAAAUUAGUCGUUCUCCUUGCUUCUAGAACUAGAACUGCUUUUCCCAGAAUGCACUGUUUGAACAUACACUGACGAUGGUGCCCUGCCUCAAUUCCGGUCGAUAUAGUUCGGACUAAUGCACUUCGUUUUUGCUGGUUUGAUGAGAAGACCUUUGGCCACCAGAAGUCGUUCAGAUAUCUUUUUUCAGGAAUCAAUUGGGGCGAAGUUUCCUUUUUAGUGGAUUUGAACUGAGUUGUCCAAAAUUUUUCAAAAAUAGGUAUGUAGAGUUAUUAAGGAAUGAUUCCAGGAAUAUAAGACUUCUUACAGCAGUAAAAGUCCCCUUCAUAACAAAUUCCACAUCUAAACCACAAAAUGUUCACAGUAAAACAAUACGUAUAUCGGACAAUGACUAUUCCUCUAAUCCCCCUGGAUAGGCGUGUGAGAUGUUAAAUGUUCCUCCAGUGAUUGACUAUGUGAGAGUGUGCAUGGACUGCUGUAAGCGCACUGACGUUUUCUUCCUUUUCAAAGUGAGUCAGUUAUUUUUAUGCAAAUCUGUUUUCUGAGUGGGGAGGUGGGGGCGGGAAUUUAAAAUCACUCUUCCUUUAAGUUGCUUGGCUUUUUGUUGUGAUUGGACGACAGGCUGUAGGAAUGCUAACACCGUUGCUACGGGCUCAGCAGAGGAAUUUUAACAUCAGUCACAACAGACGGAGGAUAAAUACAUACUUUAAGGUUGAAGAGAAGCAGGUCUUUCAGAUUUGUCUAUCAAUUAAACAUUGUCCUGUGUAUCACUGCUUUAAUCCCCCCCUCCCACAGACAAGCAGGAAACACUU
Gadus chalcogrammus (walleye pollock) is the source of this 3567-nucleotide messenger RNA. RefSeq names its product nicotinamide phosphoribosyltransferase 1 (gene nampt1). The record is from RefSeq and is a predicted model, not a curated record. Gene Ontology annotation, molecular function: nicotinamide phosphoribosyltransferase activity. The coding region runs from base 121 to 1596 and encodes 491 amino acids. Gene Ontology annotation, biological process: NAD+ biosynthetic process. Lineage: Eukaryota; Metazoa; Chordata; Actinopteri; Gadiformes; Gadidae. The transcript is spliced from 11 exons.